This is a messenger RNA of Alligator sinensis (Chinese alligator), 1560 nucleotides long. RefSeq names its product BRD3 opposite strand (gene BRD3OS). The transcript has a single exon. Bases 39 to 293 code for a protein of 84 amino acids. The record is from RefSeq and is a predicted model, not a curated record. Lineage: Eukaryota; Metazoa; Chordata; Crocodylia; Alligatoridae.
CGGGAGCCGGUAUUGCAGAGCGCACGACAAGCAGAGUAAUGAAUGGCCGGGUGCCGCUAGCUGAGAAAGCCUUAUCCGAAAGCUAUGCCAGGCUGCGAUACAGAGACACCUCACUGCUUAUCUGGCAGCAGCAGCAGCAGCAGCUGGAAUCCGGCCCCCCGGCUACCUAUUUAAGUCGGAGCCGGAGCAUGUGGUACUCGCAGUACGGCAACGAAGCUAUCCUGGUACGGGAAAAGAACAAACUCGAUGUCUCCAGAGAUACCGGGCAGUCCAAGUUUUGCACGGUUAUGUAACUGGGGUGGCUGAAUGCCAGAUAGCUGCAUGCAGCAAACACAUGAAGGAGCCCGCUGGAAGCCUUGGGCACGUUUUCUUCAAAUUAAAAAAAAAAAAAAAAAAAAAUGGUGGUAGCUUUAAGUGUGUUGCACUCCACUACUGCUGCCUCCCACGUGAUGGAGAACAAGCUACCCAAGUCAACACAAGGGAAGAACAAGCAAAUUACCUUCCCUGCAAGCAAGACUGUGUGUGCCUGGUACCCACAUCCAUGUGGCACUUGCAUAAAUAUUUCCAUAAGGGAUGUUUUAUCUGAAAUAGUUAGACUAGUGCAACCCACUAGCACGGAUGCAUGUUUGCUGGUAUAAAAGCGCCUUACACUGGCAGAGCUUUCUUUCCCUUACAGGAAUAGCUUUUCCAGGAUAAGCACUUGAUACUAAGAUAACAGCACCAGUAUUAAAGAGGAAGAGGGAUUGUAUCCUUUUAACUCUAUCGUUAAGGUGGUAUGAGUUGUGCGUGUAGAUUGGGUCUUCAUUUACUAAACCUGCAAGGAUGUUUGAGAGGUUUGAAUGUAUUUUCCCCAUUGAUGCCACCCCUAGCUCAGACUUUUAAUUGAGCUUGUCUAGGAGGAACACAAUCUAGUCGGGUCCUUACCUAGACUAGCACCAUUGGAUAAGGCUGGGGAUCGCAGGUGUCACGGGAGUGUUUGAGCCCAAGCUAUUGGCAUUUGAAAUUGCUUUUAGAAAUGUUUCUUAAAAAAGAUUAUCUUGCAAAAACAGGCAGUAGCCAAAUCUGCCUUUUCUGGCUUCCAAUGGGCCAAAUAUAAAAAACUGAAGCAACAUACAGGCAGUUGUGUUAAUCUCUGCCAGAGCUGCAGCUUUAGUGCAGCUCCAGAACCCAGGGAGUUAAUGCUGCUGCCGCAGGCUCCCUCCUUUUCCCGUUGGGAAUCCUGUGGGGAUUUAGCUAACCCCACAGUACCCAUAGCAAUUAGGACACUGGGGCAUAUACAUCAAUCCUUGCAGUGUUAACUAAGGGGUAUAUUGGAGACUGAAUGUUUUAGAAACAUUUAGACCGUGGCCUCGGUGGUGCUUGUUGCAUCGCUGCUGCAUCUCAGUGCAACAGCCCAAAGGUUUCUUGAAGAACUUGACCUGGGAUUUCACACGAGCUCCUUGCUGUCACUGCUUCCCAUGUGAGCACCAAGGUCUGCGGUGAGGAGGUCACAGUGAUUUUGCUGAACUGGCUGGAAGCCACAUGAUGCCCAUCACUGACCCCACUCACCGUCUGCAGGAA